GAGCCGGCGGAGUAAGUAGCUUAAUAAAAUAGUUUUAAUUUCUAAGAUCAACUUUCACGAGGCCUACUGAAUGGGCUGCCUUUUUUUAUGAAGAAUUAAUCUAAAAUCUGUCAAGGACUGCUAUCUGAACCUUGGGAUAUUGGUUUUAACUACAAGGUGCAUGCAGGCCACACAGCUUAAGGAGGUGUGCAGAAUUAAUGCUCCUUUCCAAAAGUGACCAUGGCUGAUGAAAUACUUCCAGUGAAGUCUGACAGCAAAAGCAACAGGAAACGUAAAGAAAGGCAUCCCCCGGGUGGACAGAUGUUAAUAGACACAGAUACUUUGAAGACGGCCUCUUUAAUUGGAGGUAUAUGUGUUGGUGUGAACUCACUUUCAGAGAGUAGUGAUGCUGAAAUUCUUUAUCUGAACCCUCAAACACCAAAGUGGUCUCUCAUAGAGAAGUUUGCAGAGCUUUCACCUGGAGAGGAAUUGACACUUCACCAUGACCAAAACAGAAACAGUAAAGUACUUCUACAAUACACUAAAUAUACAGAGAAGAAAGAAAUACAUGGGUCCAAUGACAAGCUCCUGGAUGCAAAAGAAAAGAAGAAAAACAACUGCUCUAAAAACCUUAAGAUUCGUAAGGUACAAAGUGAUGCUGCAGUCAAACCAAGGGCAUGUGAGCUCAAAGAGAGAAACGUUGAGGAUAAUUCUUCAGCUGGUGAUGGAAAAAAGACCAAGAAAAAGGAUGUGAACAGCCGUCAUGUUAAGAAGUCACUUAAAAAGUCUACUGACAGCAAAAUCUCUCGCCUUUUGGUGGCAAUGAAAAAACGAAGUGAAGUUGAUACAGAGCAGCGUCCCUUUAAAUGCUCACACUGCCCCUGGGCAUUUAAGAAGCUCUGCAACCUGCAAAGUCACUUACAGACACACACUGGCCUCAAGCCGCAUGUGUGUGAUAUAUGUGGGAAGGCUUACUCCCAUCAGGGCACGCUGCAGCAGCACAAACGUUUGCACACAGGAGAGCGACCAUAUCAUUGCCCCUUCUGUGACAAGACCUAUAUCUGGUCCUCAGAUUACCGCAAGCAUAUCCGCACUCACACGGGUGAAAAGCCCUACAUCUGUGACACCUGUGGGAAGGAUUUCAUUCGCUCCUCUGACCUGCGAAAGCAUGAGCGGAACAUGCAUACCAACAACAAGCCUUUCCCAUGCAAGCACUGUGAAAAGACCUUCAAUAAACCCCUCUCCCUGAAGAGACAUGAGCGUAAGCACCUGGGAGAGAGGCCCUUCUCCUGCCCUGACUGUGGGAAGACCUUUGCCCUGGCCAGUCGCAUGGCAGAGCACCAAAAGAUCCACAGAGGAGUGCGUCCAUUUGUCUGCUCAGUGUGCUCAAAGUCUUUCACAAAGUCCUCCAAUUUGUUUGAGCAUGAGGCCAUUCACAGCGGGGAUCGACCUCACAAGUGUGCGGAGUGUGGUGUGGCGUUUGCCAUGGCUUCCCGUCUUGUCCGUCACCAGUACACCCACAGUAAAGAGAAACCACUUAACUGUACAGGAUGCAAAAAGAACUUUUGCCAGAUGGCCACACUGAAGCUUCACCAAGAGCAAAACUGCUCUGGACGGAUAUUUGUCUGUGUUGAGUGCAACAAAUCCUUCCAGUGUGCAACAAAGCUUGCACAGCAUAUGUUAAAUCACAAGGACAAGAGGGAGUGAAUGUGUAGAAAGACAGGGAUGUAAACAGAAACCACUGACAUGGUUCCUUUCAUAUAGACUGCUAAGUUUUAUGUUUUUGGUUUAAUCUUAUCAGAUAUGUGCCCUUGACAUUUUGGACCCAUCCAAGGUCACCAGUUUAUAUAUACAAGGGUAUUUAUUCAUGGUACAUGUGUCUCAUGAUUUUGAAACUUCUUAUGCACACUUCAUCUUUCUCAUGGUGCUGGGUUUCCCUUCAGAAUCUUGUAGGAUACAAAUAACCACAUGCACAGCCUUGGCACUGGAUCUGACAGCUACAUUUUGAGAGCACAUAAUAAAUUUAAAAUUUAAAGUUUACACAACACUGCCACUUUGCAUUUUAAAAAUGCAGUAAGUUUAUCUUGACAAAUUACCACUAAUGAAGUAUUUGCAUGUCUGACUUUAUUUUGAAUCUAAAUGCCAUGGCAGGACAUGCGGACCCUUCUCAAUUAGGAGAGGCACUGAGCAUUGCAUUUCAGGAGCUCCUCAUUUCCUCGCCUUGAAAUCAUUAAUACACAGAGAUUUAAAUUCCUAACUAUAGCCUUGGUAACAUAAGUGCACAUGCAUACAGGAAAUUUUUUUAAAUCAGUAUUUAUGACAGCUUCAAAUCUCCUGCCAGAUAAAGGGGCAGCUUCAUGUCCAAAGCCAGUCAGUGCUUCUUGCACAUACAGUGGCAAGAAAAAAUAUGUGAACCCUGUGAAAUUAUCUAGUUUUUUGAAUUAAUUGAUCAUUAAAUGUGAUCUUAUCAUCACAUCCAAGUCAAACACAAUGUGCUUCACCUAAUACCACACAAAUAACUAUAUUAUUUAAAGUCUUUAAUGAACACAGCCAUUGAAUAUUCACAGUGCCACUGAAAAAAAGUAAGUGAACCCUUAGGCUAAUGACUCCAAAAACUGAAGUCAGGACACCUGAAUUCCAAUCAAUUGAAAGAGAUUUCAGCCAGGUGUAGAGUUAUUGUGACUUAUAGAAAAGAAGCAUCUUCUGAUGUGAACCAUGCAUCCCAAAAAUACAUUUCAGAAGAUUUCUGAUCAAGAAAAGUUGAAUUGCAUAAGACUGGAAGGGGUUACAAAACCAUCUCAAAGACUGUCCAGAAAUGGAGAUGAUGUAAUACUGUGGCUAUUCUCCUUAGAAGUGGCCGUCUAGCCAGGCUGACUCUAAGGGCACAACACAGAAUGCUCAAAGAGGUUAAAAAGAACCCUAGAGUAACAACUGAAAGCUUAAAGGGAUCAUUAAAACUAGUCAACACCUACGUUCAUGGGUCUACCAGAAGAUUGACAAGGCAUGGUGUUCAUGGCAGGACACCACAAAGAGAGCUGAUGCUUCCAAAAAAAAAAAAAGAAAAAAAAACACUGCACACCUGAAGUUUGCAAAGGAGCACCUUGAGACUCCACACUGGACUGAUGAAACUAAGGUUGAAUUGUUUGGGAAGAACUCACAGCAUCAAGUAUGGCAUAAAAAGAGUACAGCAUGCCAACAUGAGAACAUCACCCCCACAGUGAAGUAAGGUGGAGGGAGCAUCAUGAUUCAUGGCUGCUUUGCUGCUUGGGGGCCUGGAUCGAUUGCCAUCAUCGAGGGCUAAAUGAAUUCCCAAGUUCAUUAAGAUAACUUACAGGAUAAUGUCAGAGUGUCUGCCAACUAGAGCUCAGAAGAAGUUCGGUUUAUGCAGCAGGACAAUGAGCCUAAACAUUGAAGUACAUCUACUACAGCAUGGCUUUCACAAAGAAAAUCUACCAUUUGGACUGGCCCAGUCAGAGCCAAGACCUGAAUCCAGUGGAGAUGCCGUGGAAUUACCUCAAGAGAGCCAUUCACACCAGACAGCCUAAGAAAAUGGGUGAACUUAAGCAGUUCUGUAUGGAAGAAUGGCCCAAAAUUCCUCCUGAACACUGUGCAGGUCUGAUCAAACUUGGGGUAACUGUGGCUCAGUUGGUGGUCUGCUGUCUCACAGGUUGUGGGUUCGAUCCCCAGCUCUUGCAGUCUCAUGUUGAAGUGUCCUUGAGUGUGUUAAUGGAUAUGGCUGCAUAUGCAAUACUGACUACUUCUGCCAUCAGUGUGUGAAUGGUGUGAAAGGGUAUGAAUAGGUAGGUGUGACCUGCAGUGUAAAAACACUUUGAGUAGUCAUAAGACUAGAAAAGAGCUUUAAAAGCUCAAGUCCACUUACCUUCGGCAGCUACCGGAAAUGCUUGGUUGAGGUUAUAGCUGCCAAAAGAGGCUAUACCAGUUAUUAAAUGCAGGGUCCACUUACUUUUUCCAGCUGCACUGUGAAUGUUUAAUGACUGUUCAGUUAAGACUUUAAAAUAUCCGAUUUGUUUGUUUGCUAUUAGGUUAAGCCUAUUUUGUUUGUCUAUAUUUGUGACUUAGAUGCAGACCAGAUCAUGUGAAGACCAAUUAAUGCAGAAAAAUACAUGAUUUAAAAGGGUUCACACGCUUAUCUCUGCCACUGUAUAUUAUGCAUUUUGUUCAUGGUACAAAAGCAGCAAAUAAGCCCCAUCAUGACAACGGAGGUACCUCUGAUCAUACAAUGUGUUUAAGAGACGUGACAUCACCCAAUUAUUUGUUGUCCAAUUGUUGCCUUGAAUUUGGCAUUUUUUUUGAUGAUGCACUUUGUGUUUGGAAGCCUCAUAUUUGGAGGAUUGUGUGGCAUUGCUAUGGGUGUUUUCACCGUGCAUGUCCUAAUCAAAACGAAGCUCUUGAGACAUUCGUAUUGGUAACUCCACAGUGUAACAUUUGAGGCGUUUCAGCAUUCGGAGUGUGAGAGCGCACGGCACAGCGAGAGCUCCGCACACUUUCGCUGUGUUCCCCCCUGGCUCUGCUGAUGAUUUCACGCCUCUGCUCCUACCUCCAAAUGCAUCACAGAGCGGGAUUCACUUUGUCCCCCUGUUAUGCCUCUGCAACACUAAGAGCAAAGGCAUAACAGGGGGACAGGUCCAAAUAUCACGCCUUAAAAUGGCACUGUGAAUCAGCCUGAUGUCUCUAUCCUGGUUGGCAGGUUGUCUUUGCAGCAACUUGUCAAUGAAAAGCAGCAAUACUUUACUUUAAAUGGGACCAUUAUUUUUAUUUAUUUAUAAUGUUCUUAAUUUAAAGUUCUUACAGAUCAGAACUAGUGUUCAAGACCAUUUACUUGUAUUGAUAAAUUGUUAACUGAGCCAAUAUGUUUUCCCAUGUGGCACCAGUCUUGUUUUGCACCGGUGGAGUACCCAUUAGAAAUAAUGUACAUGUUUGUAACACAUCAGCAUUUCUCUUUAAAUUUAAGUUCAUGUCCACUUCUUAUGCUGGGACAGGUUUGCAUCCACAUGAAUUGGAAAGAUUUAAAAUAGUUUAAGGAAGCUGGCUUUCCAGUCAUUCAUUGCAGUUGGAGAUUGCUCUGUUAAGUCAGCAUAUGUCCUGAACUCAUGUUGCUUAAUUGUCAUAUUAUGUUUCAAAACUAUUUUAGUAUUGGACAUUUUGACAUGUGGUUCUGUAGGUAGAUGUAAUUUCCCUCAUGAAGAUUACAGUUUCACAUCAUAUUACAACAGUGUAAAUGAAAGAUUUGGAUUCAGAAGAGUGGAAAAAAACAUUUCCUGGCAGUGAUUGUGCUGCAGAUGUUACCUUUAAGUUUUGACUGCAUGAGUGAGCGUGUGGAUGUAGUUAACAAGAUAAUCCUUUAGUUUAAUAUGGAAACUGUCCUCGUAAUCUUUGGGUUUUUAUUUAGAACUUCAAUUACUGAAUUCUCUUUUCACAUUACUGUCAAAAACACAUGUGAAUCAAAUCUUAACAUGUCCAGUGUCUGUAUUUACUCCAUUUCAGUGCACAUUAAAUGCCAGUUUACAUAAAUCAUGGUUUGGAUCAUACUGUGCUAUGUUGCCAGCUCAAGCAUGAAAAAUUCAAACUACAGAAAAAAAAGGUUGUAAGUGUUUCUAAAGUAUUUCUGAAUAAGAAUCUCAAUAAAACAUCUUUCAAAUAGUUGAAAUAAAAAUACCAGCACUUUUUGAUAUUUCUCAAAGAUUAACAAGAUCAUACUUUAUUGAUCCCCAGAGGGGGGAAAUCCAGAAUGACUUUAUAAGACCAGUUAGGGUCAUUUACAUCUGAAUCAAACAUUUUUUGGAUGCUGUUUCAAACUGUCCCUCUGUGGUGAUUAAUUUAAAUAUUUGUGGUAUGUAAUUGGCCAGCAGUGAGCAGUGAUUCCCCCCCUGGACGUCAGUGUGAGCUGAAAUACAGGUCGGUAUGUCCCACUCACACUUGGCAACUGCAGACUAAUGGUAAAAUGAGACAGCAC
Molecule: messenger RNA, 5953 nt
Organism: Cheilinus undulatus (humphead wrasse)
Lineage: Eukaryota; Metazoa; Chordata; Actinopteri; Labriformes; Labridae
Gene: znf648
Product: zinc finger protein 648
Exons: 2
Coding region: 220-1686 (488 amino acids)
Biological process (GO): regulation of transcription by RNA polymerase II
Molecular function (GO): RNA polymerase II cis-regulatory region sequence-specific DNA binding; DNA-binding transcription factor activity
Source: RefSeq, a predicted model, not a curated record